Messenger RNA from Spirodela intermedia, 1323 nucleotides. NCBI's taxonomy places the organism in Eukaryota, Viridiplantae, Streptophyta, Magnoliopsida, Alismatales, Araceae. The record is from the annotation of a GenBank genome assembly.
AUGAAGAUAUACGUGAGGGAGUCGACCAUGGUGCGGCCUGUGCUGCCUACGCCCCAGCGCGCCCUCUGGAACUCCAACGUUGACCUGGUGGUGCCCCGCUUCCACACCCCCAGCGUCUACUUCUACAGACCCGACGGCUCGGAGAACUUCUUCCACGCCGGUGUGCUCAAGGAGGCCCUUGCCAAAGCGCUUGUUCCUUUCUACCCCAUGGCUGGUCGCCUGCGGAGGGACGAGGAUGGCCGCAUCGAGAUCAACUGCAACGGCGAGGGGGUGCUCUUCGUCGAGGCAGAAACCGACUCCACGGUGGACGACUUCGGCGACUUCGCGCCCACCAUGGAGCUGAAACGGCUCAUCCCCGCCGUUGAUUACUCGAAGGACAUCUCCACCUUCCCCCUCCUUGUCCUCCAGGUGACCUACUUCAAGUGCGGCGGCGUUUCUCUCGGCGUGGGGAUGCAACACCAUGUGGCGGACGGCUUCUCCGGCCUCCAUUUCAUCAACUCCUGGUCCGACGUCGCUCGCGGGAUCGACAUCUCCUCGUUGCCCUUCAUUGACCGCACGAUUCUCCGCGCCCGUGACCCCCCCGCGCUGCGCUUCCACCACGUUGAGUACCAGCCCCCUCCCUCCAUGAACGCGACGGCGCCGCCGGUGCCCGAGAAUCCUUCCGAGGCUCCCGCUACGCCGCCGCCGGCUUCCGUCGCCAUGUUCAAAUUCACUCCAGAGGAUGUGAAUGCACUCAAGGCCAAGGCUCGGGAGGAGGGAGACGGGAAGAUGUACAGCUCGUACGCGCUCCUAGCAGGGCACGUAUGGCGGAGCGUCUGCAAGGCGAGGGGCCUGGAGGACGACCAGCAGACGAAGUUGUACAUAGCCACCGACGGGCGAGCCCGCCUGAGGCCCAGCCUUCCGGCGGGAUACUUCGGGAACGUCAUCUUCACGGCGACGCCGAUGGCGGCCGCGGGAGAGAUCCUGCAGGGUCCGGUGACUUGCGCUGCGGGGAGGAUACAGGAGGCCCUGGCGCGGAUGGACGACGACUAUCUCCGGUCGGCGCUGGACUACCUGGAGCUCCAGCCGGAUCUGUCAAAGCUGGUGCGGGGAGCCCAUACAUUCCGGUGCCCUAACUUGGGGAUCACUAGCUGGGUGCGCCUUCCGAUACACGACGCGGACUUUGGCUGGGGCAGGCCGGUGUUCAUGGGCCCCGGCGGCAUCUCCUACGAGGGGCUGGCCUUCAUGAUUCCCAGCGCCACCGGAGACGGCAGCUUCUCUCUCGCCAUCUCCCUCCAGGAGGACCACAUGACCAAGUUCCGGAAGGUCGUCCGCGACUUCUAA